Zootermopsis nevadensis is the source of this 867-nucleotide messenger RNA. RefSeq names its product glutathione S-transferase 1-1. The record is from RefSeq and is a predicted model, not a curated record. Gene Ontology annotation, molecular function: glutathione transferase activity. Gene Ontology annotation, biological process: glutathione metabolic process. Lineage: Eukaryota; Metazoa; Arthropoda; Insecta; Blattodea; Termopsidae.
AAGGGAGCCAGCUCCUUUCCGACUCUCAGUUACUGCUUCAAGCUUAGUUUCAACUGGUUCAAUAUGACUAUUGAUUUCUAUUACGUUAAUGCUAGCGCUCCGUGUAGGUCGGUUUUGUUGCUGGCCAAAGCACUCAAGAUUGAACUCAACUUGAAGGUGACGGACUUGUCGAAAGGAGACAACAAAACUCCAGAAUUCCUCAAGCUAAACCCUCAGCACGCAAUUCCAACAAUAGACGACAAUGGGCUUGGAAUUGGCGAAAGCCGCGCCAUCUUGGCCUACCUUGUGAACCAGUACGGCGAAGACGAUGAUGCUCUGUACCCAAAGGAUCCGAAGAAGCGCGCCAUUGUCGACCAGAGACUGUACUUCGACAUUGGAACUCUUUACCAAGGUUUCUUAAAUUAUUAUCUGUUUCCCAUCAUUUCUACUGGAACUCACGGUGACAAAGCCGGCUUGGAGAAACUGGAAGGUGCAUUCCAUAUCUUAGACGCUUUUCUGGAAAAGCAGAAUUGGGUUGCAGGAAAGAACAUCACUAUUGCUGACUACUCCAUCAUUGCUUCAGUGUCAAGCAUUGAAGGCUUUGGAUUUGACGUCAACAAAUAUUCCAACGUUGCCAAAUGGUACACAAGAGCCCAGAAGACUAUAGAUGGCUAUAAGGAAAUUAACGAAGAAGGUGUAAUACAACUCAAGCAGUUCUUUAAGAAAUUUCAGAAAUGAAAAUUACUCAUUGAAAAUAUGCUGACAUUUUGUGUUAUUACAACAUAAAAUAAUAUCUGUUACUGUGAAUUAAAACUGUAUUCUGCAAAACCUGUCUAAACUAAUACGUUCGUGGUAUUCAAUCCAGAGUAAAGCAAAUGUCUGGGGCAA